Messenger RNA from Topomyia yanbarensis, 1098 nucleotides. RefSeq lists its product as uncharacterized. The record is from RefSeq and is a predicted model, not a curated record. Bases 1 to 1098 code for a protein of 365 amino acids. Lineage: Eukaryota; Metazoa; Arthropoda; Insecta; Diptera; Culicidae. The transcript is spliced from 6 exons.
AUGUGUUGUCCCAACAGCUGUGAACAGCACGAUAUCUGGAACGAACCUGGCCCGUCAAAUCAACGCUUCAAGUAUCUACCCACCGAAGUCACGACCCAAGUAUUGGAUUCGCUGUUGGUUAAUAACGAGAAAGGGAAGAUAAUCACAAAUUACUAUGCGAAACACGGUAUGCUGGAUCUCGAGCACCGGAAGAAUCUAGCACACGUUAUAGUCGAUCGGUAUAUUGCUAAUAACCAGUACUUUUCUCUGGCGGAUAUGAAAGCGUUUUCGGAAAUAAUAUCCGAAAAAUUUACCGAUGAGUUCGCCGAAUUGUAUUACUCUCCCAGAAAUAAAGACGCUGGCAAAAAGAAUCCGUCCGGUUUAUUAUACGACCGCUUCCAUAACCGUAACAAGAAGGAUUCAUUGAAACGCAAAAGAGAUCUUCGAGCACAAAACCAUGAUUGUUUACAAGCAGUAAAGAAGCAAGUUUUUGCUUUGACAGAUACUGAACUUGCGUGCUUUGGUACAGAAAAAAAUUGGCUGCGAAAUAAUAUAGCGCCCAGUGAAGAGGUAAUGCGUUGUUGGAACGAUACAUUCUUCAUACGCUUUAAGGAUAUAUUGGCUGACACCACACCUGAUCGACACCAGAUUAUCGAACAGUGGCCACGAUUCAACGAUCCUGAGGGGUAUUUGUUGGUUGACUCGGAUUUCGCGGCAUUAUUUGGCGAGGACAAGUCAUCAUGUUUUUUCAACGAGUGGGAUAAAUUUUCAAAUGACUUUGAAGUAUACCUCAAGCAAUCACAAAUCAAAGAGAAAGUUAGCUUGGCCCUUUCCAAAGAAUUAGAUUCAAAAGAUUUACAAAGAGACUACAGAUACUAUAUCAUCUCUGUGUUAUUCCAUUCCAUCAUAAAACCCGUCCGCAUAUCAGAAAAUAAGUUACCAACAAUUGCUCAAGCUCAAAGUGAUGUUUGCAUGGCUUGUGACAGCGAGGACGAGUACGUUAAUGCUGUGAAAGCAAUUCGGGAUGAUUACAAUAUAGCUCGACGACCAUUAUUUCCACGCAUUUUCAUAAUCAGAGAUAAAAGCCAACUUACGAAGUUCUAUGUCACGUGGCGUUGA